This is a messenger RNA of Saccharomycopsis crataegensis, 1041 nucleotides long. It is a transcript of the gene SAM35, whose product is annotated as SAM complex subunit SAM35. Lineage: Eukaryota; Fungi; Ascomycota; Saccharomycetes; Ascoideales; Saccharomycopsidaceae. The transcript has a single exon. The record is from RefSeq and is a predicted model, not a curated record. Bases 1 to 1041 code for a protein of 346 amino acids.
AUGACUACGAUACCUCAGAGUAUACGAUCAUUGUUUAAAAGUUUUCCUAUAGCGACUUAUCCACCUGUGACGUCUGAGCUGGGGCAAGCUUUCCACCAUCGUCAAUUUACUUUACAGCCUAAACUGUCACAAAGAAAUCCUGACAACGACCAUUUUUCUCUUGGUGUUUAUGGAUUAUUUGAAUCAUCCAACGGCUUCAUAUUAGCUACUGACCCAGAAUGUUUAUUCAGUCAACUUCAGUUAUGCCACCGGAACGAUCUAAAAAUCCCAACAAUAAGUGCUUCUUGUGAUAGUAGUGAUGAGACAUCUCACAAAAUCAUGAUCUUGUCCUAUCAAGCUUCUAAGGAUUCACAAUUACCAAUUCUAAUUGAGAAUAGUGAAUCUCUUGGUAACGGAUCUCGUGCCAAGCAAUCCUCUAAUCGAACUGUUAGAUCAAGCUUUGCGCUUCAUGAGCUUGCCUUGCUGAAAAUCACCAACCGGUCGACUUAUCUUAUAUCUCAUUGGGCAGACCAAGUGCUAUAUGAUAUUUGGACAUUUACACUUCUUACUGAACUUGAUGCGUCCCAACUUUUGAAUUUAUAUUCCUCGCCUACCAUCUCUCCUGCUUCGCCUAUUGUCAAAACUGAUCAAUAUUAUACCUCCAAUGCAGUUUCUCCAAUCCAUACUCUUGUUCUAAAAGAUUUGUUAGUGCAUUUACUUUCUCGUUAUCAAUUUAGAUCAAGGUAUCCAACAAUUGCCGAGAAUUUCCACAAUUACUUGCCUAAUUUUGUGGUGAUUCAAGGCAAACCUGCUGCGUUGGGUCUGGAAAUUGAAAAGAUAUUUGAAGAUUUUAUUCUGCUACUACAUCAUUUACAAGAACUUGGAAUUGGCAGUCAAUCAAUAUUAGAGGAUGAUGAAGAUAAGCGCAUUAUUGAAUUGAAGAUUGCCAGUUAUUUGAUUUGCAUUAAGCAGUUUAUGCAGGGGACUAAAGUUUAUGCUAUUGUCGAAGAAGGAUAUCCUGAGUUAUUUACUUGGUGUGACUUAGUUCUACAGGAUUGUUAG